AGUCAUAGCUUCUCCACCCAGCUAAGUUUAGCAAUUUUUGCAGAUUCCUAGAGGAUUUGCGUAAAUGAGCAUUGACUAAAGGAAAAUAAUUAUAUUAAACGCAAUUAAAGGAAACUUAGGGUAUACUCCUAAUAAAAUAUUGUCCAGUCUAGUAACUAUUAUGGAAGUCUGAAUUUUCGAGUGACCCACCAUGACUAAGCACUAGUAUUUCAGAGCUUUAUCAGGUAAAUAGGACUAUUUGUUUCCUCUGCAAUCUAAGAGCAGAAAUUUGCGGUAAAAGAAACAAAAUUUGAAGUAUAUUGAAUAUGUGUGAAUGCACCUGCACCUGCACCUGCACCUUGGAAGUAUCUGAAAGUUCUUGAAAAAGGAUUAUUCUGGUUUAUUGGAUAAAUUAUAUUCCACAAUGUCUCUAAUUCCUGAUAAAAGCAUGCUACCUUCAAGAUAUUUAUUCUGUUUAAUAACCAUUUCUGUUUUCCUUUUGAUAAUUUCUUCACUGUCCCUUCUUCAAUUUGCUGACAAUUCUUUCAUACCCAAAUCAGUUUUCAAUUUAAUUCUUGUUAAUACCACUUCAGUUUACUUGACCUCAAGUGUCACAAGUGGAGAAUCUAAAGCUCCUUUCUUGGUUCCUGAAAAUCCACAUGAACCAAUAAUGAAAAACCAAGAUUUAGCUUGUGAAACUUACAGUGGAUUAGGAAUUGGGAAAUCUUGUGGCCGAGAACAAGCUCUUCUUAAAGUGUAUAUGUAUGACUUACCACCUGAAUUUCACUUUGGGCUAUUAGGUUGGAAAGGAAGUAAGGAUGAAACAUGGCCUAGUAUUAGUAACCCGAGCCAAAUACCCUCGUACCCCGGUGGCUUAAAUUUACAGCAUAGCAUUGAAUAUUGGCUUACUCUUGACCUUCUAUCCUCAAACACCGCGAAUAUUAAUAGACCGUGCACUGCUGUCAGAGUGGUGAAUUCAAGUGAAGCGGAUGUAAUUUUUGUGCCCUUCUUUUCGUCGUUGAGUUACAAUAGGCAUUCUAAGGUUCAAGGGAAGGAAAGAUUCAGUCUCAAUAGAGUGCUGCAGGAUAAACUGGUGGAAUUUUUAAAAGGUGGAGAUGAGUGGAAGCAAAGGGGCGGAAAGGAUCAUGUGAUAGUAGCUCACCACCCCAAUAGUAUGUUGGAUGCAAGAAAGAAGCUUGGUUCUGCGAUGUUUGUACUUGCAGAUUUUGGAAGAUAUGGAGCCGAAAUAGCAAAUAUUGAAAAGGAUGUGAUUGCUCCUUACAAACAUAUGGUCCAGACGAUAAGUGCUGGGAACUCGCCCUCUUUCAGACAACGGGAUACAUUAGUUUACUUUCAAGGUGCAAUUUUUAGAAAAGAUGGUGGAGAGAUUCGUCAAGAAUUAUACUACCUUCUCAAAGAUGAAAAAGAUGUACACUUCACAUUUGGAAGUAUCCAAGCAAAUGGUGUUCGGGAUGCUGGAAAAGGAAUGGCCUCGUCAAAAUUCUGCCUAAAUAUUGCUGGAGACACUCCCUCUUCAAAUCGCCUGUUUGAUGCCAUUGCUAGUCACUGUGUUCCAGUAAUAAUUAGUGAUGAGAUUGAGCUCCCAUUCGAAGAUGUUCUUGAUUACUCGGAGUUUUGUGUGUUUGUCCAUUCAUCUGAUGCUGUAAAGAAGGGGUACCUUCUGAACUUUCUUAAAGGAAUGAAGGAAGAUCAGUGGACCAAAAUGUGGGAAAGGAUAAAGGUGCUCAGCAAACAUUUUGAAUAUCAAUAUCCAUCCCAAACUAAUGAUGCAGUGGAUAUGAUUUGGCAGGCUGUUUCAAGAAAGGUGUCAUCUAUACAUCUGAAGGAUCACCGGAACAACAGAUAUAAAAGGUCGCAGCUUUUCAUCAAAGACCAGAGUUAGUGAUUAUUUAUGUGAAAUUUCGAACAAUCAUCCUGUCCUUCUAGGACAUCAGAUGCCAGGUUGUGCUGGAUUCUCAAGUUUGUGGUGUGAGAAUGUUUUUGCUUUUUUGUAGCCAGUUUCCAGAACAAUUUGUUAAUUCUUUUUACGGAUAAUAGCAUUUUUGGUCCCUAAA
Messenger RNA from Lycium ferocissimum, 2054 nucleotides. RefSeq names its product probable arabinosyltransferase ARAD1. The coding region runs from base 404 to 1882 and encodes 492 amino acids. The record is from RefSeq and is a predicted model, not a curated record. Lineage: Eukaryota; Viridiplantae; Streptophyta; Magnoliopsida; Solanales; Solanaceae. The transcript is spliced from 3 exons. Gene Ontology annotation, molecular function: glycosyltransferase activity.